Salarias fasciatus (jewelled blenny) is the source of this 2941-nucleotide messenger RNA. It is a transcript of the gene tgfbr2l, whose product is annotated as transforming growth factor beta receptor-like. Gene Ontology annotation, molecular function: metal ion binding; transforming growth factor beta receptor activity, type II; ATP binding. Gene Ontology annotation, cellular component: plasma membrane; signaling receptor complex. NCBI's taxonomy places the organism in Eukaryota, Metazoa, Chordata, Actinopteri, Blenniiformes, Blenniidae. The record is from RefSeq and is a predicted model, not a curated record. Gene Ontology annotation, biological process: cellular response to growth factor stimulus; heart development; protein phosphorylation. The transcript is spliced from 8 exons. Bases 72 to 1838 code for a protein of 588 amino acids.
AUGCAGACAGCGACGCGGCCACAGCAGCACCGACCGAGCAGCGCCGCCUUUCCCCGGCUGACCCGCAGACCAUGGCUCGGAGCGGAGCCCCGGCGGCCCCGGCCCCCCCGGUGCUCCCGGUCCUCCUGCUCCUCCUCUCCGCCGGCCCUCCGGUCGCCGUGCAGUCGUUCAGCCACCUGAGCUUCAACCUGUGUAAGUGGUGCGAGGCGUCCAGCCCGGUGUGCAGGGACAGCGUCUGCCUCAGCAACUGCAGCCUGUCGUCCUUCUGCAGCGUGACCGAGGAGAUCUGCGUCGCCAUAUGGAGGAAGUUCAACGACACGAUGACAGUGCACACGCUGUGCCACCACCCGACUCUGCCUCUGGAGGGCGUCGACCCCGGCCUGCUGCUGAACUUCACCACCAGGCAGUGUCACAUGGUCCCACAGCCGGCGGAGGACGGAGCCAUGAUGGUCUGUGGCUGCCAGGGCGAACACGAAUGCAACGACAAGCUCAUCUUCGACAAAGGAGCCAAUGGCUUCUCCAGGCUGCAGAGUAAGGAUGUGAUCCCAGUGGUGGUGGUGAGUUUAGUUCCACCUGUCCUGGUCGCCAUCGUUGCCGUCACCGCCUUCUACUUCUACCGCAUCCGCCGCCCUGACAAGCCAGGUCCUCCUGCACGCCCAGACUGGCCCACCAGACGCACUCCUGAGCUCUACCAGGCUCUGGAUCUCCAGUGUGGAGGUGGAGGCGGAGGUGUGACGGGUCCGGGCGCCGAGGAGGACGAGUCCAAAACCAAGGCGCCUAACAGGGACCUCCUCGCUGACAUGACAGAGUGGGAGAUCCACCCGACGGAGCUGCUGCCCAUCAAGCUGGAGGAGCUGGUGGGGAAGGGGCGCUUCGCAGAGGUGUGGAAGGCGCGUCUGCUGGAGAGCGAGAGGGGCGGAGUCAGCAGCUACCAGACUGUAGCAGUGAAGGUGUUCCCAGCUGUGGAGUACGCUUCGUGGAGAAAUGAGUGCUCCAUCUUCUCUGACCCCGAGCUGCAGCACCAGAACGUGGUUCAGUUCCUGGCAGCGGAGGAGAGGGGCUCGCCGGGACACUCCCUCAGGACCUACUGGCUGGUUCUGGCCUAUCACAGCCUGGGAAACCUGCAGGAGUUCCUCACCGCGAACAUACUGAGCUGGGAUGAACUGGUUGCGAUGGCAGGCAGCAUCGCCGAAGGAGUAGCUCACCUUCACAGUGACACAACUCUCAGUGGGGCACCAAAGGUUCCCAUUGCGCAUCGAGAUCUGAAAAGCAGCAACAUUCUGGUGAAGAGCCGGAAGGAGUGUGCACUGUGCGACUUUGGGCUGGCGCUCAGACUCGACCUCUCGCUCACAGUGGACGACUUUGCCAACAGUGGACAGGUGGGGACGGCUCGAUACAUGGCCCCUGAGGUGCUGGAGUCCAGGGUCAACCUGGAGGACCUGGAGGCCUUCAAACAGAUGGAUGUUUACUCCAUGGCUCUGGUCUUAUGGGAGAUGGCUUCUCGCUGUCACGCCAUCGGAGAGGUGAAGAGCUACGAGCCGGCAUUUGGCUCAAAGGUUUGCGAACAGCCCUGCGUGGACAGCAUGAGGGACCUGGUCCUGAGGGACAGGGGGAGGCCGGACAUCCCCUCAGCCUGGACGCAGCACCUGGGGAUGAGCGUCUUCUGCUCCACCGUCACCGAGUGCUGGGAUCACGACCCCGAGGCCCGACUGACCGCUCACUGCGUGGUGGAGCGCUUCAACGCUCUGGAGCAGGAGCAGGAGGCGGAGCGGGUGGAGGAGGGGGUUGUAGGUCAUGAGGAAGAGGCGGAGGAAGAGGUGGGCGAACACCAGGGGUGAGAAGAGGACUUGGGCCCAAUGAGACAAUGAGUGACGAGGGAAAGAAAAGAACUUGGAAAACAACCAGAUUCACUCCGUGUCCUCGCCCGUCUUUUCGGUCCCUCCGGACUCCAAGAGACUUAUCAGAGAUGCAUCCCAUGAUUCCCUGCUUCACACUGGUUCCCACGGUUUGAGAUGCACUACAUCCUGGCUGGCUGUGUUUACACUGUCUGAGGCCCCGGUUCCACCACAACGUUUUGGGUGUGCAUUUACACGACAGUGGUGACCCAGAAAAUACAACUUUUUUUUUACUCCCAAGGUGGAACUUCUUGAAAACGCUCUGACUCCGUGCAGAUGAUGGAAAUUCUGCUACUGAUCCUGCACACCAAGGCUGUAGUAAACAGCUGUUAUGCACAUGCUCAGUAGAUGGACGCUAACAUUCCAAAAACAAACAACGGCUCCAACAUGUGGCUGAACAUGGAAACUACAGAUGUGUUCAGAAUGUUGUAAACGGAAAAGUUUUCUGAAACGAAAAUGCAAAAUGAUGCAUUUACGUUUGAAAUGUUAUUGUCUAAACCAUCGUCCAACUGAACACAAAGGAUCACUGUUGUGGCUGCUGUGCUCAUCAAACAGCCCCUUUUCGGGUCUGUAGCCACCUGACCAUGACGUUCCCUGGAUUAUGCAUCCAGUCGAAACACAACGCUCCACCCUGCACACGGCAUUUUAUCUUCAGAGAAAAGUCAGCUAUUGUGCUUUUCCACCUCAUGUGUCAGUAUUUCGUUUACCUGGUUUAUCGUCUGAUGUGAAACAGCGCUCAAGAGAAAUGCUGCACAGAUGUUACUAAGCUAUAGAUUUACUUUUAUCUGUAUUCUGGAGUUUUUGGUUGUAACUCAAAGAGGACAAAUAUGACCCAAACACAUCUUUCUGCCUCAAAGGCACAGUAUGUAAUAGCAUUGAGGCGACAGUAGCUCAGUUGGCUCAGUUAGCAGGUCGUCUUAUCACCGGAAGGUUGGUGGUUCGAUCCCCGCUCCUGUAGGCGUAAAACUGUUGUUGUGUCCUUGGGCAAGACACUUCACCCACCUUGCCCAGUAUGAAAGUUGUGAGAGUGAAUGGUUGGUGGUGGU